Messenger RNA from Seminavis robusta, 1713 nucleotides. The record is from the annotation of a GenBank genome assembly. Lineage: Eukaryota; Bacillariophyta; Bacillariophyceae; Naviculales; Naviculaceae.
UAUGGGAGAAGGGGUAUUAUAUCGCCAACGCGCACCGAAAGAAGGCAAAAUCAACGACUUCGAAGCUCAUCGCUGAACAAAGUUGCACAACACUUCUCUCUUUGUUGUCAUCAAAGGCGUCUCAUUUUUCUUUCGCAUCGUCAUUUGCAGUUGUCCACAGCAUACAUUCAUCAUUAUGAAGCUCGGUAUCGUCUCGGUUCUUGCAUGGCUUGCAGCGUCCAUGCCGGCGGCUGCUUUGGUUGCAACUACGGAAAACAAUGACGAGAUGAUCCCGUCGUCCUUGGCAAGUGGCAAAGACUACGACGGUCCUCCAGGUCCUCUCUCCAACACACAAGUGCAAAAGACUGUCAUUUGUCCUGGAACCUCUCCUCAAAAUCUAUACGAGGGUCAUAUCCAGUUCGGAGGUCGAACUCGGUUCGUCGUCAAAAACGUCGCCUCGGAUCCCGUCGUCGUCGCAUUUGUCGAUCGAAGCAAUGGAAUGGAAUACUCGGCGGCCAAUGGUGACAUUACUCCAGCUCGAAUGGAUCCAAAUUCUUUUUUAGCUCCAGGCAUGACCAAGGUCUUUGCCGUCAACGAGGGUCACGUCUUUCACGUGCGAGACGCCAAGACCAACGAACUCCUAGCACAACACCGUGCUGGAUUGAUUCCAAUCGAAAACAAAUUUCAACAAGAGAUUGGGCACUGUCCUAUCAAAGACGGAAAAAAGCAAACCUUCGACGAUGGCUCGUAUCGCGUCAUGCGAAAGUUCCCACAAUGGAGACCUGCCUUGGUGGAAAAGUACAGCGAAGAAAUCUACGUCGACGCUGGCUUUAAGAACACGGUCAAGUCCAGCACGGGGCAAACAUGUCCCGUCAAUUUCUACUUUGUCGCCAAGAAUGCAGGAAAAAGCAAAAGACGAAAACCCAACUAUUGGGAACGACUCACUAUGCACUUGGGAGGCAACAACAAAGCCAAGGGGACCGAUGGCGAACUGUGGGAUGCCAGCACCAAGUACGAGCGCACAUAUGUUGGGCACGAGUUUGUCGCACGGUUGGCGCAUGAUGACAGCGUUGUAGUCGAUCACUUGUCCAUUGGACCCGUCAAGAUUCAAGACUGUGGCAAAAAGAAGCAACGUAAUACUGUCCAAGUGGCCUCUCAUGCGACGGCGAUUAUCGUUCCGAUUGGACGAAGCAAUGGGCUGGAUGAAAGUGUCGUGAACCAAACUGUUGCAGAUGUCCUUGCCAAUCCCACCAUGAAUACAACCGAAAGUCGGCGGGGGCUCUACUUCAAAAUGUACACCGAGUAAGUACAAGGGUCGUGUGGCUGAUUGCGGCAUAACGCGCCAACCAACAAGAACAAGGAAUGGAAUCGGGAAAAGUAAGGAAAGACGAGGUGGAAAUACACCUACACCUACACCUAUAUAUGCAUGCCUUCCUGCAAGGAAGUGGAAAGCCAACGACUGAAAACCAGUGUUUGUUCAAGAAUGAGGCGCCCAAAUCAAAUUCUACGCAUUGCACAAAGAGGAGACCAUAGCGGUAGCGUAGCGGCUUGCUUCUGUGAACAGUCAAAGCAGCAGAGGAUCCCAGUCCUUACCAUAGAAAAAGUGUAUAGAUCAUUCAUCAAAAUUUCGUUGCUUGCCACUUCCAAUAACCACUUGGUACCUCUAGCUAGAUAGAUAGAGGAGCGCCAACUUGUUGGGCACAACACGAGGCAAUGGAAUACUAGUAGUACGGC